Messenger RNA from Achroia grisella, 1646 nucleotides. Its product is annotated as ethanolaminephosphotransferase 1-like. Bases 109 to 1299 code for a protein of 396 amino acids. The transcript is spliced from 9 exons. Gene Ontology annotation, molecular function: ethanolaminephosphotransferase activity. Gene Ontology annotation, cellular component: Golgi apparatus; endoplasmic reticulum membrane. Lineage: Eukaryota; Metazoa; Arthropoda; Insecta; Lepidoptera; Pyralidae. Gene Ontology annotation, biological process: phosphatidylethanolamine biosynthetic process. The record is from RefSeq and is a predicted model, not a curated record.
UUUAAUUAUAUAAAUAAAAUGUUAUCAAACAUAAUUCUAAGUUUACAUCAUAAUAAAUAGUGCUGUAGUGCAUAUUCUUUCAUCUGUUAAAUAUAUAAUUGUGUAACCAUGUUCAAUUACAAAUAUCUUACACGGGAACAACUCGAAGGUUUCAAUAAUUACAAGUACAUGGCCAUAGAUACAAGCCCACUGAGUGUAUAUGUUAUGCACCCUUUCUGGAAUAAAGUUGUAGAGCUGGUACCUCGCUGGGUGGCGCCCAAUGUAUUAACGUUCGCUGGAUUCCUGCUCACCGUGCUUGAUUUCCUAUUGCUGUCGUAUUACGACUACGAUUACUACGCGGCCAGCGCGCCGUACCACAAUGAGACCGUGUCGGAGCUGCCCCUCAAUGGCCAUGUGGAAAAUAUACCGCAGUCAUUGUGGUUUGUACUGGCCGUGUUCCUGUUCCUCGCAUAUACAUUAGACGGUAUCGACGGUAAGCAAGCAAGAAGGACCCAAACAUCGGGACCUCUGGGCGAACUGUUCGACCAUGGACUUGACUCGUACUCAGUCUUCUUCAUACCAGCAUGCCUUUACUCUAUAUUUGGGAGGCUGGAUUACUCUAUAGCUCCUUUAAGAAUGUACUAUGUUAUGUGGAAUUUGCUAUUCAAUUUCUACAUAAGCCACUGGGAGAAAUAUAACACUGGUGUAUUAUUUCUGCCAUGGGGAUACGACUUUAGUAUGUGGGCUUCAACGAUGUUCUUCCUAUGGACGGGCUUGAAGGGUACAGUUUUCUAUAAACGUCACGUAUUUGGAAGCUACACACUGGCCAACAUGUUCGAAAUUAUUAUUUAUGCGACUGGAGUAUUCACUAAUUUGCCUGUAGCCGUGUAUAACAUAUACAAAUCAUAUAAAAUUCGCACAGGCAAAAUGCGCCCCGUAUGGGAGGCGUUGCGACCGUUGUGGUCGUUUUUGACUGUGUUCGCAGUCUGUUCUAUAUGGAUGCACAAGUCUCACCAGCUCCCUGAACUCGAUCUACGUGUGGUGUUCCUGCUUAUAGGCACUCUAUUCAGUAAUAUAGCGUGCCGGUUGAUUGUAAGCCAAAUGAGUUCGACUAGAUGCCCGGCGACUAACUGGCUGGCGGUGCCCCUAGCAGCAACAGCGGUGCUCUCACUGUACCAGCCGCGACUGGAGCGGGCCUCGCUCUAUGGUCUAACAGGGUUAGCGGUGGUCGCGCAUGUACACUACGGCGCAUGCGUGGUACGACAAAUGUGUGAUCACUUCAGAAUAAGCUGUUUCCACAUUAAACAGCGCUCAGAUUGACUCUUAGACGACAAUGCGUGCUAGCAAAGUGACAUACAAACACACAGCACUAUACACCAACGCAGUAAACGUAUCCAUCCUCACCAUACAUCACCACACAAUCAAUGUAGAUAAUCAUAGAGCUGUAAUUUAUUUUUUUAAGUAAAUAACAACCGCCUAUUCAUAAAAACGCCAAACGUCCAGUAAUAGCAUUUUAUUUAAUAAAUACAUGAAAACUUUAUUUUCGGUUAUCAAAACAUAUUUACAUUAUACAGUCCUAUUCGUUACUCCUAUUCGUCUGUAUGAAAUGACUGAUGAUUUGUAAAUUGAAUAAAAAGUGGCAAACUAUAUAUCGUUCAUUAAAUUAA